Diceros bicornis minor is the source of this 5849-nucleotide messenger RNA. It is a transcript of the gene EVC, whose product is annotated as EvC ciliary complex subunit 1. The coding region runs from base 136 to 3114 and encodes 992 amino acids. Gene Ontology annotation, biological process: smoothened signaling pathway. The record is from RefSeq and is a predicted model, not a curated record. Lineage: Eukaryota; Metazoa; Chordata; Mammalia; Perissodactyla; Rhinocerotidae. The transcript is spliced from 21 exons.
GGAAGGAGACUGCACAGGCCGGAGAAGUCCCCGAGCGCGCGGCGCCCCGGGCCCGCCGGGCUCCGAGUCGGCGUCGCCGACCUGGCGGGGACGGUGCAGCGGGCGGGAUGCGGCCGGCCCGCCGCCUGAGCCCCGAUGGCCCGCGGCGCGGCAGCCUGCGGGAGCGACGCGCGGCUGCUGCUGGGCCGGGACGCGGUGCGGCCGGCGCCCGCGCUGCUGGCCCCCGCCGUGCUGCUGGGCGCCGCGCUCGGCCUCGGCCUGGGCCUCUGGCUCGGCUGCCGCGCCGCCCGCGCGCGCCCGCGGCACCAGAAAGAUGACGCUCAAAGUCUGCUCAAGAAUUUGGAGUCUAACGCACAGACCCCCUCGGAAACCGCCUCCCCACCCAGGAGGAGGAAGAGAGAAGCGCAGACCUCGAAGGAUGAGGAGGCUCUGGACGAAUGUAGGCCGUCUUUCAACAGCAAUAUCACAGCAUUUGCACUGAAGGCAAAAGUCGUCUAUCCCAUCAAUCAGAAGUUCCGGCCUCUGGCCGACGGUUCCUCCAACCCGUCUCUGCACGAAAACUUGAAGCAGGCUGUUCUGCCGAACCAGCCGGUGGAGGCUUCGCCUUCCAGCAGCCUGGGGAGCCUGAGCCAGGCCGAGAAGGACGACUGCAGCUCCUCGUCCAGCAUCCACUCGGCCACCAGCGACGACAGGUUCCUCAGCCGCACCUUCCUCCGGGCAAACAGCUUCCCCGAGGCGCUGACCUGUGAGAGUGUGGACCUUGACUUGUGUAUCUACAGCCUCCACCUGAGAGAUCUGCUGCGUGUGGACGCGUUGCUGAGGCAGGAGGAGCACGUGAUGUUUAUUCAGAUUUUAAAAAUGUGCCUCCUUGACCUUCUUCCUAAAAAGAAGUCUGAUGAUGAGUUAUACCAGAAGAUUCUUUCAAAACAAGAAAAUGACUUGGAGGAAUUAGAAAAGGGACUUCAGGUCAAACUGUCAAACACGGAAAUGCUGGGCACUGGUGAUUCUGAAUACAUCACCCUGGCAGAUGUGGAGAAGAAGGAGAGAGAAUACUCUGAGCAGCUAAUAGAUAAUAUGGAAGCUUUCUGGAAACAGAUGGAAAACAUCCAGCCCUUUCUUGUGGACCAAUUUAAGUGUUCCAGUGCCAAAGCCCGACAGCUCGUGAUGACUCUGACGGAAAGAAUGAUUGCCGCUGAGGGGCGCCUGCGCGAGUCUCAGGAUUUGCAGGCUCUGGACGCCCUGGAGAGAACAAUGGGCCGGGCGCACAUGGCAAAGAUGAUCGAGUCCCUGAAGCUGCAAAUCCAGGAGGAGACCAAAUGCCGACUGGCGGCCAUCUCCCGCGGCCUGGAGCUGCCGGCCGCCGAGGGGAGGCUGUCGGGGCGGCAGAAGGAGGAGCUGCUGACGCAGCAGCACAAGGCCUUCUGGGGGGAGGCCGAGCGCUUCAGCAGGGAGUUUGUCCAGCGAGGCAAAGACUUGGUCAAGGCGUCACUGGGUCACCAGGCAGAGGGGAUGGCAAAGCUCACGCGGGCCCAAGAAGAGGAACGGAGGAGCUUCCUGGCCGAGGCGCAGCCGACCGCCGACCCAGAGGAGUUCCUCCAGGCUUUCCACAUGGUCCUGGAGAGGCAGAGGCUGACGCAGAGUGGCCUGGAGGAAGAGGAGGACGUCAGAGCCACCGAGGCCGUGGCCGCACUCUGCCAGGAGCUGUACCGCAGCACCAUGGAAACGUUCCAGAAGUUUGUGGAUGUCCUGUUCCUUCAGACGCUCCCAGGCGUGACCGGCCUCUCCCGGGCAGAGUGUGACUACUUGAGGCAGGAGGUGCAGGAGAAUGCUGCCUGGCAGCUGGGCAAGUCGGAUCGCUUCCGGAAACAGCAGUGGAAACUCUUCCAGGAUCUCCUGGAGCAGGAGAAGCAGGUGUGGAUGGAGGAGCUCACUCUGUCCACUGUGCUGCAGACACACCUGCGGAACGACCACGAGAACAUCCUCCACCAGGUCUUGGGCCGACUUGGAGGCCUCAGUGAAGAGUCCGUGCGGUGCAUCCUGCAGGGGCACGACCUGCUCCUGCGCUCAGCCCUCCGGAGGCUGGCUCUCCGCGGCAGCGCCAUCACCACCCUGACCCAGAUGAGGCUGUCCGGGAAGAGGAGCCUUCUCCAGGAGCUGCGCGAGCAGCACGCCCUGGAGCAGGGUUCCUCGCAGUGUCUGGACGAGCAUCAGUGGCAGCUGCUCAGAGCCUUGGAGGCGCGUGUCCUGGAGGAGGCCGGCAGGCUGGAGGAGGAGGCGCAGCAGACGCGCCUGCAGCUCCAGCAGCAGCUCCUGGUCGAGGCCCAGGAGGUUGGGCAGCUCCUGCAGCAGCACACAGAGCGAGCCAUCGGGCAGGCGCUGCUGGCGCACGCACGGAACGCAGCCACCAAGAGCCGGACCAGGGACAGGGAUGACUUCAAGAGAACGCUGCUGGAGGCGGCUGUGGAGAGCGUCUACGUGACCGGUGCGGGCGUCGGCCGGCUCGUGCAGGCGUAUUACCAGCAGAUCAGGAGGGUCGUGCGGGACCACGAGGAGAGAAGACUGCAGCAUCUGAAGACCCUACAGGGUGAGAGAAUGGAAAACUACAGGCUGCGGAAAAAGCAAGAACUCAGAGACCCUUCGUCAGAGGGCGAGCUGGCGGGCGGAGCCCGUGAAACCUGCCAAGCUGUGCACCAGAGGAUGUUGGCGCAGCAGAAAAAGUUCCUGGCCCAGUUCACCGUGCACCAGCAGAUCCGCCUGGAAGCUCGGAAGCAGAAGGCGAGAGUUGUGGACCAUCUGGAAGCCCAGCUGGAGACCCAGCUCCAGGAAGCCCAGCAGAGCUUCAUCUCCGAGCUGGCGGCAUUGGCCCGGGUGCCCCUGGCUGAAAGCAAACUGUUCUCGAAUAAGCGCGGACUGUCAGAGAAGCCCGUAAGGACCAAAAGGAAGAAGGCCCCGCCCCGGGAGAGAGGGGACCCCAGGGGGCCCAAUGACGACGACCCUGCCUCCGGAGGCCACCCCUCGGGAUCACUGAGCAGCAAAAGGCUGAGCCAGCAAGAAAGCGAAGUUGGUGACGGCGAGAACGCCAAGAAGAUGCUCAAGAAAAGCAGCCAUCUGUAGUGGAAGGCCCCUCGGGGCCGGAACGGGGAGAGCUGCUCUGAAGGCCACGUGCCGCUCCCUCAGCCGUGAGAGACAGUGAAGAGAGACCCGGCCACCUGGGGGGAGGGGUCCCCCUGCCCCACAGGCUUGCGGUGAGGGGGAGGGAGGAUGGAUGGAGAAGUGUCAGGAGAAGCCUGAGUAUGGUGGACCCACCACCCGAGAAAAUCAGAAACUCCAGUGGGAGAAGCACGUCUUUGCGAGUUGUAGCUCUUUUGGCUUCGAGACGUGGCUGCAUUCCUUGGGGGUCUCUUCCUUCCUGGCUCUCUGUACCCCGACUGGGACCUGACGCCACCCCGAACCUGCCUUCCCCGGCGGGAGGUUGUCUCAUUGCAGCCUGGGGCCCCUCUGCUCUCCAGCCUCUCGGGGAAGUUCUGCUGGGCGGUGAAGGGGUCUCCAGGCGCUGCUGCUGUCUUCUGGGCCCGAGGCCUUUUCUCUGCCAUUUCCAUCACCCCGUUCUCUCUCUCCCAGGCACCGUGGCCGUUGGUGCCACGGUAUUCUCAUCAGGACCUGUUCCCGGCCCUUGGCUCAGCCAGCAGCCAAGGCCUGGUCACUAUGGGGGUCUGAGUCUCUCGGCCCCGUGACUCUGACAUAGACCAUGGAAUCCUGGCCCACAGGCUUGUCCUCACCCACCCUGGGACCUCAGGACCCACAAAUACAUGAUGAGACCUGCAGCAGUGUCUUCUGUUGGAGCCUCUUAAAGUGCUCGGAAGGAGGCCCUGCCCAGGCUUUGGCCUCUACCUGGAGAAGGGUGAUGAGCUCUUCUGCCAGGCAGCAGCCCAGCCCCUGGGAGAAAUGUUCCCGGUGCCACUGGUUCUCCCAGUGGAUGGUGAGAAUGUCUAGAAGCUUCCAGAGCAGCCACACACAAACUGCCAGGAGAGGCCUUUCCCACCCAGAAAGAAAAUUUCCCUUCAUCAAAGUAAAGUAUUCUCAGCCUCGGCACUUUGGACGUUUUGAAUGAGAUAAUUCUUUCUCUGAUGGUGGGGGCUGUCCUGUGCAGUGUGGGAUGUUGAGCAGCAUCCCUGGCCUCCACUACCAGAAGCCAGGAGCACUCUACAGUUGUGACAACAGAAAACAUCUCCAGACAUGGCCAGAUGUCCCCUAGGGGUGUCACUCACUGAUCAGAGUCAAAGUGUGCCGGCCCCAGGCAGUCCGGGACGGAGAUCUCAGAAUUUCCACAAAUUCCCAGGACACAGUGGGUGCCAGACUCUGGGAGCCACUGUCUUGGGGAUUUUCUGGACCUUUGGUGGCCUGAAUUUUUACCUCUUAAAACCUAAAUUAGCCUCUCUUAGGAAAGAGUAGCUCCUCAACAGAAGAAGUAAUCCAUAAUAGUUACAUCAUCUGUGAAAGAUACUUACUAUCAGAGCAUCUUCAAUUCCCCACUGGGCAACAGCAGGAUUUCCCAAGUUACCCAAAGGCUCCCUCUUGUGGCGAAAUAAAACAUUUCCUUAUUCUGCGGAGCCUUGAAACAAGGUUGUGGCUUCCUUCCUGCAAUAUUUUCAGAGCCUGGUUUGCACAGAAAUCACUUUUGUCACAUGGCCCUCUGCACAGAGGCGUUCUGGAGACAGAUGUUGGGAAUUCUCCUACGUUGGGAAUGUCUGAUUUGUGACAUGAGUACGGUUAAUGCAGAUGCCCGGGCAGCACCAGGAUCUCUGAAAGGUGGCAAGCGGUAUAGCUUCAGUCUCGAUGGCUGCUUCAGCCCCCACCAAUCCUGUGUGGAUAAUCGUUUUGUUUCUUUAGGGUAGCUUCCUAGCCCUAGGGUAUAUGUCACAUGUCACAGGCUAUGGGACCCUUUGCCACACUCACCGCCCAACGACUGUGCUUGGCAGUUUGGGGCAUGUAAUUCUCGAGAAAGACCGUGCAUUGUUUCUGUUUUCAUCACACACAAAUUGACUCUUCUGACUACGAGCAGGAGCAUGGAGGUGACUUUCAUAAUGGAAUUGCCUCGCCGGUCAAAAUAAAACGUGGCUAUCUGGAAGCCGCAGGACGCCGUGGUCGGGCACUGCCUCUGGACACCGGGACACGGAUGGGGGCUGUCAGGCCCGCGGCUGAGCCGUGUGAACAUAGCACGCCCAGAACCAGGGAGAGGAGGAUCAGCAAGGAGACCCCGAGGACACACCUCAAUUGCCCUCCCUCCAUCUCGGUUACAUUCUCCGGUUCCUAUUAUGUGCUGUGGUUGCUAUGGUGAUGGAAGGAGGUGGAAUUGUAAGGGAUCAUGAGUGAUGCUAUAACGAGUUUAGUGAAUUAAUUCUUUUAUGCAAACUUACCUUCUGAUCUGAGCUUGAGCUGGUAGGAUGAAGCCUUUGGGGUUUAUAAGGUCAGCAGACUCUCCUAGAGUCCUCCAGGCAGCCUGGGUCUGUCUCAUCCUUAGUAUCUCUGGUGAUCUUGCUGCUCUGCUCCGACUCGUCCUUCCUGCCCUGCCCCACCCUCCUCUAAUCUGCCUACACUUUCUAAAACACAGACUUGACUGAUGCCUUCAGUGAUAUUCCCUUGCUCUUAGGAGAAAAAGCAAAAUCUUUAACAUGGACCACAGUGCCCUGUGAGGUCUGGUACCAGCCACCCCUCCAGCCCAGUCGAUGCCCUCGCCCUCACCCAGCACCAGCCUCUGUCUCCUCUCAUGGUCUCAUACAUGCCAUGCCCCUGCCUACCCCUGGGCCUUUGCACAUGAUGUUCAUUCUGCUUGCAACACCCCUCCUCCC